Nerophis ophidion (straightnose pipefish) is the source of this 849-nucleotide messenger RNA. RefSeq names its product galactose-specific lectin nattectin-like. The record is from RefSeq and is a predicted model, not a curated record. NCBI's taxonomy places the organism in Eukaryota, Metazoa, Chordata, Actinopteri, Syngnathiformes, Syngnathidae. The coding region runs from base 76 to 570 and encodes 164 amino acids. The transcript is spliced from 7 exons.
ACAUCAGCACACGCGAACACAUAUAAAGGGAAGCUCGCCCCUUCUUGUCUCAUCCUCAGACAUCACUCAGCGAAGAUGGCUUUUUCUCCUCGGGUGUUGUUGGUUCUGACUGCCGUCAGCGGACUUCUGGCAGGAAGUUGGUCUUCUGAAAUCAAAGAAGAUGAUUGCUGUCCUAAGGGCUGGACUCAGUUGAACCGGCGUUGUUUCAUCUUCCAAAACCAAGAAGUCGACUUCCUGUCUGCGGAGACCACCUGCAUAAUUCUGGGCGGGAACCUGGUGUCCAUUCACAGCAGUCUGGAGAACGAACUCGUGCGACAGUUGAUUUUUGAUGUGACCGGCGACAACACUCGCACCUGGAUCGGAUUCACUGACGCAAUCGAGGAGGAUUCCUUUAUUUGGACCGACGGCUCAGUUGUGGAUUUCACCGUCUUUGCAAGUGGCCGCCCUAACAAUGUUGGAGAACAGGACUGUGUGAUAAUCAACUUCAGAGGAGAGGAUGAAUGGAACGAUAACAGUUGCAGCUUGUUAAGAACUUAUGUCUGUGCCAUGGAUCUGAAAUCUCUCCAUUAAGAUCCCCUCUGAUAUCUUCUAGCGUUUUCCACUGGCCGCUAAAACAACUUCUUUACGCUAAUUGCUCUUGGCUUACAUUAUUUCAAGAGCAGGGACCAGCCUGACAGCUUCCGCCUACGCCAGAGGCCAUGGUGUCCGAGUACUGUGGAGAAAACAUAUAUUCUAUCUUUCUUGAUCAUUAGUCAUAUUUACAGCAGCUAAAGUUUCCCCCUUUUUUUCCCCACACUUUGUUCUUGAAUCUUAUGUCCGCAAAAAUAAACUCUUGUGCUUUGCCUUGAA